Messenger RNA from Teleopsis dalmanni, 1216 nucleotides. RefSeq lists its product as uncharacterized. The coding region runs from base 182 to 898 and encodes 238 amino acids. The transcript is spliced from 2 exons. NCBI's taxonomy places the organism in Eukaryota, Metazoa, Arthropoda, Insecta, Diptera, Diopsidae. The record is from RefSeq and is a predicted model, not a curated record.
UUAAAACUUUAACUUUUUAUUAAAAGUUAGGAAAGCAUUUGAAUCCAAUUUUAUCGAUAUAUAUAUUUUGUAUCUAAUUUAUUAUAAAUAUCGGAAAUUUACCAAUUCUCCAGCAAAAUGGAACAAAACAAAGGUUUCAUUACAGGCAGUUACUAUCAAGGCAUUUAUAAUACCGCUACCAAUGACAUGGAUGGUUAUGGUUAUUAUACGUUUCCAGAUGGAAGUACUUAUCAAGGGCAUUUUCGAAAGGGUGUCUUUCACGGUGUUGAUUGAAGAAAUGGAAUUUGAAGAUGGAUUACGUUUCAACUGCCAUGUUCGGAAGCAUGACAUUAUCACUGGUAACUGGAAAUAUUUAACUCGUAAUAAUCGCCUAUACCCCAGGGAACUACUUGAUGGUCCACAACCAAUUGCACCAAACCCUUUACUUACAGUAACAGAAGACACAAAAAUAUUACCUGAUGAUACAAUUGAUGCUGGUGAAGGAUUUUAUAAUCGCGAAACUGGUUUCAUAGUAAAUAGAAAACAACCUUUAACUUUUCAUCGUUUCGUAUGUGACCGCAGAGAAGUUAAGUCGAUUUUAAAACAAUGUCGGGUAAGUGAUGAUUUGGAGUUGGUGAUACCUGACGAGGAGGACUGUGAAAAAAUACUUAGAUUAAAUAGAAUGGAAUUGGCUAUAAUCAAUCCUGAAUACGAAUGCCCAUGUGAAGCCGAUAAGAAGCCGAUGACUAGAAUUAAACACGAGGAUGAACACUCUUGGUCCACUAUUUCGUCUUCUAGUAUUUGUGAUGAAGAUGUCAGAAUAAGCGAUAUAUUACUAAAUACUAGAAUUGCAAAAGACAUACCUAUUUUUGACAGUGUAGGUUCUUAUGAUCAGUCACUAAUACGUCAGAGGCCAUAGCAUUUUUACAAAUGAUUUUAUAACAGGAACUGAAUUUUUUUUGUAUAGCGUAGUUUUAUUAUGUAACAGUAGUGUAUUUAUAACUGUAUGUAUAAAGAAGUGAAAGAUUAGGUCUAUAGCUUUAAUCCUCACCAAUUUUUUACUCAAACUAUUUUAGGUGAAAUACAUUUUGAUAUCCUGGUAUUUAAUAACUGAGUUUUAACAUUCAGUGUCAGGCCGUUAACAUAAGAAAGUUAGUUUCUUACAUGUGUACAUCGAUCGCUUGGUGAUAAAAAAUUUAUUAAUAAAAAAUUAUACCUAUAAUACUAAUAGGCACGU